Molecule: messenger RNA, 574 nt
Organism: Folsomia candida
Lineage: Eukaryota; Metazoa; Arthropoda; Collembola; Entomobryomorpha; Isotomidae
Exons: 2
Coding region: 79-447 (122 amino acids)
Source: RefSeq, a predicted model, not a curated record
GGGAAAAAGAUUCAGUCAGAAGAGGAAUUCUUUAUUGAGCAAGAUUUACUUUUUUCGUGCAAAAAUAUUUAUCACAAAAUGCAGACGUGCACCGUUUUCUGGGUUUUAUUUGCGAUUUUAGUUAUCUCGGAAACAUUUGGAGAAGAUGACAAUAUGGUUUUGGAUAAUCUUCCAUGCAAAAAAGUGGGCAAAUAUGAUCGAGUAAUUAUCAAGAAGUUGGACGGAUCGACCGAGUCAUGCGUUUGCGAGGAGGUAAAGGUUCCAACGACGACGACAACCAUGGCGACCACGCCACGUGGUCGUCGACCUGCUCACGUGGAGCGACCGCAUGGUGUCAGGUGGGCUUGUACGGCAACGCCACCCACGACGGUGACGCAGCGGAAUAAGAUGAGACGUGUGAUAUUCAGUAGGGCCAUGUCGAAUCAAAUUGGGACGAGUAAUUUUUGAAGGAAUUAUUUAGUUAUAUAAUAAUUAAUUAAUUUUAUAAAAGUUCAAAAAUUAAUGUGAAGUUUUACACGAUGUGAUGAAAUGUAUUACGAAUGUAAAUAAAUUUUAAGUUUUGUAUGUAAAAACA